This is a messenger RNA of Lagopus leucura (white-tailed ptarmigan), 6973 nucleotides long. RefSeq names its product class II major histocompatibility complex transactivator (gene CIITA). Gene Ontology annotation, biological process: positive regulation of transcription by RNA polymerase II; inflammatory response; positive regulation of MHC class II biosynthetic process. Bases 259 to 3585 code for a protein of 1108 amino acids. The record is from RefSeq and is a predicted model, not a curated record. Gene Ontology annotation, molecular function: ATP binding; protein binding. NCBI's taxonomy places the organism in Eukaryota, Metazoa, Chordata, Aves, Galliformes, Phasianidae. The transcript is spliced from 20 exons.
AGUGCAGGCUCUUCUUAGCUGUGGCAAGUGACAGGUACAAGAGUUUGUUGUACAGGGCUGCUAGAGGGAAGCUUCCUCUUAAGUUUUCCUCCUUGGAAUUCCCCUAAGCCUCUAACGUUUCAGCUGUGACUUGCCUGGCUUGUUUCCUCCUUAUUUCUAUGAACCCUCAGUAGUGAGAGCAGCUCUCCUGCUGUGCUGGUGCUGAAUCCAGAUUGAAGGAACAGGAACCACCUGCUUUCCUAAGACAAGAGAUAAAUCAUGGAUUCAGCAUCUGUGUCUGAAAAUGGCUACCUUGAUUUGCUGCUUUGUGAUAUUGAUCCAGUGCAUCUAUUUACAUUCUCAGACUCUAAGUCGUCUGGAAAUGAAGGUGAAUUCUUUGCAGAUCCUGAAAUUGAUACCUGCAACUAUGAACAAUUCAAUAAUAUGGAUUUCCUGUGUACAGUGGAAAAUGAUGAAAGUGAGGAUGAAUUGUAUCUCUCUUCCAGUGCCAGAGAUGCUUAUGCUAGAAUAGCUGAAUUAGCAGAAUAUGUGCUCAAGGAUCAGCAUGAGAAGCAGGUGGAAGAUGCUUUUGCAGGGAACCUUAUUUUGGAUGAAAUGGCUCUUGAAAACACUGAGAAAUUCACUGACGUAAAGAAGCAGAAAUGUCACAAAAGAACCUUUUUAGGCUCUGCAGAGACUUGUUCUGAUACUUCAGAACCUAAAUACAAGAAAAUUGUGGAUGCCCCUGCAGUAUCAACAGGGAAUGGAUGUUUCCUUACGACGUCUCUCAACAGCCAUUCAUCUGACUGCACCCCACUAACUCAUCAGCACAUGUCCUUUUCUGUUCCCACUAUCAAUGCACUGGGAAAUUUUGUAAUUCCUGGGUCUUCAGUACCUUUGAUUCCAGAGAGUCUGCCACUUGGCAUGAAAGACAACAGAGAGAACAUAGACUCUGUGGAUCCUGCUCAGCAGAAAAUUAAUUAUUUUCUUGGAAAUGGUCAAUCUAAUGCUAUAAAAUAUCCAGCACUGACUUCCUCCACUGAAUUAAUGGUAUCCCCAAGUUUUCAAGUUAAUUUAAAUGGCUUAGAAAUGUACAAAGAAGUCCAAGUUCCAGUAAUUCUUUCUGAAGAAACUUCAAGAAGACCAAGGUCAGUGGAAGCUUUCUGUACAUCGCUUAUGGAUUACUUCCGAGACGUAUGCAAAUCUGUGUCUGUGGAGCGUGAAAUGUCUCUUGAUCACAUGUAUAUUGAUGGUACACUUAGGCAAAGCCAAAUUGAAACCAAGCCUGGGAAGAACAGUGUAAAAUCAGUGGAAAAGGAUUCGGUAACUAACAGUCAGCAAGGGAAGGAAAAGGCAGUCCUUGAAAGAAACCAGAUAUUUCAAAUCCCAGGAGGUAAAGAGUUAGAGACUAAAGUGAUUGUGGUGCUGGGAAAAGCAGGAAUGGGCAAAAGCAUUCUUGUUCAGAAGAUCUGCCAGGACUGGUCCAAUGGAGAGUUUCCUCAGUUUGAAUUUGUCUUUUGGUUUGACUGCAAACAAAUAAGCUUGCCUGAGAAGUGGUACAGCUUGAAGGAUCUACUUCUUGACUUUUUUGUGAGACCUCAGGAGGGAAGCAAAGAGAUCUUCGAGUAUUUACUUCAGAAUUCUACUAAAGUCCUUCUGGUUUUUGAUGGUUUGGAAGGGUUGCACGGCCAUGAGAAUUUUCCUCAUUGUUCAGCCAGCCAGCCUAACAAAGACUUGUGCCGCAUGAAGGAGCUGCUUUCAGGACUCAUCCAAAAGAAGAUACUCAAUGGCUGUACUUUAUUACUUACAGCAAGAACAAAAGAAAAGGUGUGCCAGUAUGUGUCCAAAGUGGAUAAGACUAUUGAAAUAGUAGGAUUCUCCCCUCGGCAGAGAGAACUGUACAUAACCAAAUACUUUGAAGGAUUCCCCUUGUGCGACAAUGCACUGAAUUUAAUCAAAGAGUGUGAGUACCUCUUCAGUCAUUGUUACAGCCCUGUUAUGUGUAGAUUUGUUUGUUUUCUCUGUGAGGCAAUACUUGAAAUGGGAGACCAAGGCCUUCCUUCAACUCUUACUACACUCUUCCUGAAAUUUGUUCAGCAAAAAAUAAUGCCUACGCAAACAGAUGUUACAGAUGUUACACUUGCACAAAACCAAGAGAAUCUUGCUACGCUAGCAUGUAUAGCCUGGUAUCUUGGAGAAAAGCACCAAAGUGCCAUGAAAAGUGACCUUCUUCCUUCUAAGAAAGUUAAAGAGUUUGCUCUGAAAAAUGGAUUUUUCCUGCCAUUUGCAUUCCCCAAACAUUCAGGUACAGGAGAAGAGGAAUAUGGGACCAUGUUCUCCGAUUUUGUCAUUCAGAAUUUCUUGGGUGCACUUCACCUUAUAUUAGCAGAAGGCAUCAAGGACAAAAGUUUAAUAAAGUAUCUGUCUUUUCCAUCCAAAAAGAAGAAACCUUAUAACUGGUUACAUUUAGUGCCUCGAUUUUUGGCUGGAUUGUUAUUCCUCCAGGAUGACACCUACUUCUGCUCUUCAAACAAGGGUGUAAAAAAAUCAACCAAGAAGCAGAAAAUGCUCCUGAAAUAUAUUAAAAGGUUGCAAAUAAACAACCUCUGUCCAGAGAGGUUACUUGAGCUUUUGCACUGUAUUUAUGAAACACAAAACAAUUAUCUCUUGCAGCAUGUGGCCUUAAGGCUCAAGCCAGACCUGUCCUUUCUGGGCACUGUUCUUACACCACCAGAUGUCCAUGUACUGUCCUCUACUUUAAAAAGGUCAAGAAAAGAGUUUUCCUUGGAUUUGCAGAACAGCAGUAUUGACACGCACGGGCUAAAAGACUUGGUUGGCCUGAAGAAUGUGACAUCAUUCAGGGCCUCCCUCAGUGAUACAAUCAAGCUAUGGAAAUAUUUAGAACAGACAAAAGACUAUGAACUGCUGAGAGUGUCAACAGAAAAAUUUGUUCUUGAUCCCUUUAAGGCAAAGACAAUGAAAGACAUCAGUGACCUUUCUGACCUCGUAGAAAUGCAGGAGAUAAUAAUCAAUUGUGUUCAAGAUGCCUCCAGUUGCAGCAGCUAUGAAAUUCCUGCCGUAAAAAACCUGAGAAAACUAGAAUUUGCUCUGGGUCCAGCGUGUGGCCUUCAGGGAUUCCUAAAACUCGUGGAAAUUCUGGCAGCAUUUCCAUCACUGCAGCAUUUAGACCUUGAUGCUCUGAGUGAAAAUGGCAUAGGAGAUGAAGGAACAAAGAGUCUGUGUGAAGUCUUUCCAACACUGACAUCACUGGAAACAUUAAACUUGUCACAGAAUAAGAUAACAGAUGUGGGUGCAGAGAAACUAGCUACAGCUCUUCCCUCCUUGUCUUCAUUAACAACACUAAGCUUAUACAACAACAGCAUUUGUGAUUUUGGAGCAGAAAACCUUGCAAAAAUCCUUCCUGCAAUGGCUUCUUUAAGAGUGCUAGACAUUCAGUACAACAAAAUAACUGGUGUAGGAGCCCAACAGCUGACUGACAGCCUAAGAAAAUGUCCCCAUAUUAAAAAUUUGGUGAUGUGGAAUCCUACAAUUCCAUAUGGAGUUCUUGAACACCUUCAGCAGCUGGACUCCAGGAUCAGUGUGUAGCUUCAGAUGAUCCUAUAAAGGUAACAUAAAGAAGAGGGGAAGGUCUCUUCUGUGUUUUCCUAUCUUACCACUUCGAACUAUCUUACCAUUACGAAGCAGGAAUUAAAUGCCAACUUUUGUGAUAGUGGCAACAUGAAAAAAGUCACAUUGAACCUUCUGGGUGAUGCUUGAAGUGGGUGAAUGAUGGAGUUCACAGUUUUAAGAGGUCAUUUAAAAUUUAAAGUGCUUUUUAAAAACUCAGUUGCGUCUCCAUUGAAUUGAUGAACAGUUAAGUAACACGUUUCACAGAAGAACAGCUGGAUAAUUUUCAGUAUUAAAAGUGAACAGGAGUCACCAGCUUAUUGACAGUAGAAAAUUCUAUCGAUUCAUCAAAGUGUAUGCUACAAGCUGCUGCACCCUCAAUGUCUGAAGUCAUGAGAGAUGAAAACUAAUUGUUUUGUGGUGCCAUUGAUAAACACAAUUAAGUUUGUUUUGAUUUUGGACUACCAAAGUUGAAGUUUUCACCUGUAAGUCUGGAUUAAAUGAAAGUGUCUGGAUCAGAAGCACAAGAACGACCAGACUGGAAAACAGUCUGAAAUUGUAAUGUUGUCCUUGGGAAUCUAGAAGUGGCUCUUUUCUUCAUGCUCAUUAUCAGUGCUGCCUUAAGAAAAGUACUUUUUAUCAAAUAAUUGUCUUGUUACAGAUUCCUUCAAAAAGAGUUGAGGGAGAAGAGAGAUGAAUUAAACUGAAAAACUAUCAGGGAUUUUUCUGAUAAUGUGACAGAAAUCGAAUUAUAUACAAACAGCUCCAGCCUAGUGCACGGAAAUCUUCAGAGUGACAUCGCUUAAAGGUUUUGACUCUGUCACAAAUGGAAACUUUACAAGUGUGAGGAUUUUUCUGUUUUUUAGUGAAAGAAUUUCACUAAACUGAAAACAAAACUGGAUUUCUGAAACCAAUUUUUCUUCUCAUUUAUAUAUCUGAAUUGAGAUUUAAUUGUCACCCGCAAGUGUGAGACUAAAUGCAUGAGCAUCUAUUCUAUACUUGAAAAUGAAAUCACUACUUUGUAUUCUUGAUGCGGUCUGCUUCUGCAGAGUUAAGAAGAAUUAGGCAAUGACGGGAAAUCGCGUAUUUCAAAGAAUUAACGUGGAUCUGUGCUGCUGCCCUCAGUGCUGUUUGAGCCAAAUCCUGCUCCUGCUGAAAGCAAUAGCAAAACAGUCUCCUUUUCUUGCACUUCAGCCCUCUGAACACAGGAAAAAAUAAUAAUUGUACAGAGGCAACUGUCUGGACUAGCUCUCUGCAUGUCUAGAUACAAGCUGGCGACAGGAAAACAAAGUUGGAUGGUAGAAGCUAGCAUCCAGUAUGCUACAGAUUGAGAAGGGAGGGCUGUGUACCUCAUUUUGCUAACUUGAUCAGCAGCCUCCUUUAAGUCUCUUUUGCUAGGAAGCACUGACAACACUGAUCAAACAUCUUUGCAAAUGAGCAUCUCUCAACUCACCUUCCAAAUAUUCUGUUACUUGGUUUGAAAACAUCCCCAAUUUAAACAGUUCAAAACCUCAAUCUUUGUUCUUUCCAGCAAUUUCUAUGUUUCCACUUACAUUUCUGCACCUGCAGAAUCUUGACAAUUUAAAGAAAGAAGGAAGGAAGGUCAUCUAAUUUAUUGUUUCUGUUCAAAAAAGUCAGGAACCAGACCUAGCACAUGGAGGUAGUAGUGCAGGAGGGCAAGGUAAAAAACACUAUGGAGAAUGCGAUUUUAACUAGAAAAUUAUAUUUGCCUUCAUUAUCUGCUUCAGUCUUCAAGUUCUAGCCAGAGGUGUGGAAAAACCUCAUUUAUGUUCCCCUCUUUAAGCUGCUUGAAUGGGAAGCAGCUUGAGCUAAAUUCAGUGUGACAUUCCCAUCAGCCUACAGCUCUCCAGCCACGCAGAGCUACAGUGAGCACUCCUCUCGGCUUCCUUGGACCACACUUAGGAUGACAAAUGCCCCUGUAGGGAUAAAUUCUGCAACCAGGCUUCACUGUGACUGAAUCUAAGAAUAUGCUAACUAUAAUGGAGGCAGCUGAAUGUUACAGCACUCUGCACUGCUAAAACAGUGUUGGGUAUUCUACUGUUCUCUUAGUGGGAGAUGUAGGCUUAUAAUGUAGAUUGUGAAUUGUGAUGCAGUGUUUUGGUCAUCUUUAUACAUCUUUUUUGAAAGUAUUAAUAAAAGUGAGUAUUCCUUUUUACAGUAGCUUGCAGUACUCAUUGAAAAUCAUUUGUGUUUUUCUCUCUGGGAAACUGGGAAACCGCUGCUGAACAUGAUGACAAGCUGAGGGUUCUCCUAUUCCAUGGUAAUGGCAAGCAGCGUGCAAGGGAGACAGCGCAGUCCUGCUGGCAGUCAGCAGUACAGUGGUCUGGAAAUGGAGAAAUAAUGCUUUCUGAACAGGCUGUGGGAUCUUGCAAAGCCAACUGGUAAACUGUGCAUCCACAGGUAGAAGGUAUAAAAGUGUCUGUCUGAAGCUGCCUGCUGAUAACAGAAAAAAAUCAUAGAAUCAUAGAAUGCUUGGGCUGGAAGGGACCCCAAGUCCAUCAUCCAAUCACCAAGUUCCAACCCAUUUGGGGCUUUUUGCAUUUACAAGUUUUUAAAUUAAUCAAAGGCUGGACGCUCUUGUGUAACAGAGCUCAUGGAAAAGACUUCCAUCGCUUGCGUGCCUUAUGUGCAGAGGACAGAAUUCACUGGCUACCCUGAAAAAAAUCAAAUCUGCAUUCCAAAAUAUCCUUUGAGGAUGAGAAGAAUGCUUAUCUUGUCUCAUUGUGCCCAAAUUCUUUUUGUUAGACCUGAAACCUUGCUAAAAUGCUACGGCUUGUUUUAUGAUGGCGAUCGGAUGUACUUGUAAUCUGAUCACUUUCCCCAUCAUUAAAAACUAAAGUUGAACUGUUCUGAAAAGUCAGAAAUCUUGAUCUUCAGUUUAGAAUCUCCAAGGUGAAUUACUUGGUGGAAACUGUAUUCCUUAAUCUGUGAGUCACACAGCAUAAACCCACUGCAGAGAACGAUUACCAAGCAGCAGAUGCUGUAGAACCCAUAAUGACAAACUAAACCAUGUCCUUAAAAUGUCAUACGUGUGACCCUGAAUAAUUGGUGUAAGCUAUUUCUGAACAGUAUUAAAGUCACAACUAUACAACCAGCAGACAUGCUGCCUUUGGUAGCAAAAUUCAGUAUUCCUCGUGUUAGUCCCAAAUGGGCACACAAACACAAACUUAACAAGUCUUUAGACUUGUCUGUUCUUUACACAGGUGCCUACAUGAAAAUUCAGAAACGUUCUUGAUACAUCAACUUGGUUUAGCAACUGCACUGUUAUGAAAACUCAACCUUGGAAGAUAUGUAGUAGGACAAAACCAGCAUAAUAGCUUCUUUUUUUUUUUUCCCCCUAUACAUU